This is a messenger RNA of Drosophila ficusphila, 1977 nucleotides long. It is a transcript of the gene Ance-4, whose product is annotated as angiotensin-converting enzyme. Gene Ontology annotation, biological process: proteolysis. Gene Ontology annotation, cellular component: plasma membrane. The coding region runs from base 52 to 1881 and encodes 609 amino acids. Gene Ontology annotation, molecular function: peptidyl-dipeptidase activity; metallopeptidase activity. The record is from RefSeq and is a predicted model, not a curated record. The transcript has 6 exons. NCBI's taxonomy places the organism in Eukaryota, Metazoa, Arthropoda, Insecta, Diptera, Drosophilidae.
GUUCGAGAAGAUCCGGUGUCGAGUGCGAAAGUGAAACCGCUUCCCGAGGAGAUGGGCCCCCUUCUACUGCUGCUGCUGAUAGCGGGCACUGCCUGCGCAAAUGCAGCUGCCAACGCUGACCUGGAGGCCAGGACGUUUGCGAAUCAGUCGAGUGAGCGGUACUACAGGUUCUACAACCAGAUUGCCGCCGAAACCUACUCGGCCAACAACGAGGAGGACUUCGAUGCGCUCUUCUCCAAGCUGAACAACGUGAAGCGCAUUGCCGAGGAGCUGGUGAGCAUCUCCCGCCAGGCAGCUGGAUUCGAUCUGGACAGGAUUCGGGAUCCGAAGACCAAACACGCCCUGCAGGAACUUCGCACUGCGGGAGAUUUGUUCGUUUUAGGAGAUGACUACUUUUCCGCGGUGCAGAUGAACCUGGCCGCCCUGCAAACGCUCUCCACGGAUAAGGACAUUGAACCGUAUUUAGGAGGAGCUAAUAUGCCCAACGAGGACGACAGUCCCCUGGCCUACUUCCCGGACAUCCAGAAGAUCGUGCAGAGCAGCCGGGAUGCCGACGAACUGAAGUACUACUGGGAGGCUUGGAGGGAAAAGAACCAGCUGUGGGCCUCCCUCAACUUCUACACGAUUGUGCAGUCGUACCAGCGGGCGGCCAAGAUCCUGGAGGUGCCGGUGCACAAGCUGUGGUACCGCUACGACAGCCAGGAGAUGCUCCAGCAAAUGGAGCAGGCGAUGGUGGAGCUGCGACCCGCCUACCAGCAACUCCACGCCUUUGUUCGCCAGGAGCUGCACCAGAAGUACGGUGGCGAGGUGGUCUCCUUGGACGGUCCCAUUCCGGAUCACCUGUUCCAGCAGGUCCUGGAGCAGGCUUGGGCUGGUGGCAGCAUCCUGGAGCAGUACUACCCGCGUGCCCAGUUGCCCGAGUUCGAUGAGUUCGUGAAGCACUUGAGUGCCAAGGCCAUGGUGAACGAAUCGGAGAGAUUCUACACCUCGCUGGGAUUCGAGCCUCUCUCUGAGGAGUUCCACAAGAACCAGCUGAAGGAGCCCAACCAGGACAGUCCCAAUGACGACUGCAGGCCCUCCAUCUUCGACCUGACACCCCAUGUGUACCUCAUGUACUGCGAGAAGGUAAGCUUCCGUAAGCUGAUGCAGUAUCACAGCCACAUGGCCAGGGUCUACUACGCCCGGCAGAAGAGCCACCUGCCCUCCUACUUCUUCAAGGCCUACAACCUGGAGUUCGCCGUGGGAGAGGCGGUGGUCCUCUCCGCCUCCUCACCCGCCCACCUCACUGGACGCCGCCUGGCCAAGGAAGCCCUCGGCGAAACGGCCCUCAUGAGCCGCCUAUUCCGAAUGGCAAUCCACACGAUCCUUACCAUCCCACUGUACUACGUGCACACCAAGGUGAUGCAUGACCUUCUGAACGAUACUGUGGAUAUGGAUACAGUGAACAAGCACUACUGGCGACUGAUGGAGCAGCAUGCAGGAAUCGAACCGCCUUCAGAUCGAUCUGAGGGAGCCAUUGAUUUUCCCUACAAGUUCUACGUCAACAUUGACCAGAGUUUCCAGACUCAGAAAUUUAUUUCCGAAAUUCUGGGCUACCAGUUCUACCGCGAGUUCUGCAAGAAGAGUUUCAACAGAGGACCACUGCACAACUGCGAUUUCUUUGGAAGUAUGGCAGUGGGCAACAGUUUAAAGUCCAUGAUGUCCUUGGGUUCGACCAAACCCUGGAAAGAAGUCGUUUCCAGAAUUCUGCCCAAUAACACUGGACUUAGUAGCUUGGCUUUGCUGGAAUACUAUCAACCUGUUUUGGGUUGGCUAAACAAAUAUAAUAAGGAUGCUAAUUCCAAAAUUGGAUGGACUGCCACAAAGAAAAAAAUUGUUUAAGACUUCAUAGUGUAGCUUUCAAAGAGCCCAAUUCUGUUUGUUUACAAAUAUAAAUAAAGUUAUUUCUCUACUCUGAGAAACUUUUCCAUUUUCAAA